Messenger RNA from Oreochromis niloticus (Nile tilapia), 882 nucleotides. RefSeq names its product trypsin. The record is from RefSeq and is a predicted model, not a curated record. Gene Ontology annotation, molecular function: serine-type endopeptidase activity. The transcript is spliced from 5 exons. Gene Ontology annotation, biological process: proteolysis. Bases 40 to 813 code for a protein of 257 amino acids. Lineage: Eukaryota; Metazoa; Chordata; Actinopteri; Cichliformes; Cichlidae.
CCUACAGUACAAACAAAGGCUAACCAUUUUGCUGGCAUCAUGUUCGGUCUGCAGAAAUUUCUCCUCCUCCUUGUUCUGACCUGCUUUGGACAACUCGUGCAUGGCAUCAUACAUGGAGGAAAAUCCCCAGAGAGUUCAAUGCGAUAUAUGGUCUCUGUGCAAAACAACGGCGGUCAUGUGUGUGGAGGGUUUCUCAUCACUAAUAACUUUGUGGUCACUGCCGCACACUGUUAUGAUGACCACCCCACGCAUGUUGUUCUUGGCAACCACAAUCUCAAGAAUGGCCAAAUGGUAGCGAUUAAAAAAAAAUUCGUCCAUAACAGUUACGAAAGCCCUGAGACGGGUGAUGACAUCAUGCUUCUAAAAUUGGCAACCACAAACGGUCUACAUGAUGUAAUUCAACUUCCGCAUGCUGAAAUAGAUCUAACAGCAAAUGAAGUGUGCCAGGUGGCUGGAUGGGGAAAAACUAUGAGUGGUGGUAAAUAUGUUGGUGAGCUGAGGGUCGUGGACGUGUCUGUCAUUAACCCACAAGUCUGUAAGAAUCAAUGGCCUCAACUUCCUUCCAGUGUUAUCUGUGCAGGUGGAUAUGGCACAAACAAAGGAUUCUGUCAGGGUGAUUCUGGUGGUCCUCUGGUGUGCAAAGGGUUUGCUGUUGGUAUCGUUUCUUUCAACCACAACAGAAAUUGUAACUACCCAGAUAAACCCAACGUCUACACGGACAUCUCAAAAUACCUCCAAUGGAUCGACAUGAUUCUACAAAACCACCAAGGAUUGACAGUAAAACCCCACAUGUUUUGCUGUUUGCAUUACUGAAAUGUCAGCAUUUCUGAUUGCUCUGUCAAUGUAGCCAAGACAGAAAUUAAAAAUAUAUCCUGCAUGAAA